This is a messenger RNA of Mesorhabditis belari, 879 nucleotides long. The record is from the annotation of a GenBank genome assembly. Lineage: Eukaryota; Metazoa; Nematoda; Chromadorea; Rhabditida; Rhabditidae.
AUGCCGGCACUGGUUUGGAUACAUUUUGAAGCGCUGAGCGAUAUUCAGGCAAGAUGCAAAUAUUGUGCGGCUGUUCUUACAGUGACAAAUGGAUCGACAAAGGGUUUAUGGACACAUGUAAGCCGAAAACACAAACAAGAGCAUUUGACGUUCAAUUACGAGACGAAAGAGGCCGUCGAACAGAUUCAGGCAAUCGCUAAAGAGCCGAUCGUUCGCGGAAUUGCCUCUCGUCAACAAGCCGUUAAAGUUGAGUCAAAAGGGAAAUCUGAAGAAAAGCCUCCUCUUCCACCAAUCGAGAUCACGAAGAAAGCGGAGCCAAAACGAAAACGACGUUUGAAAUAUCGAGAGAAUUCAAUCGGUGCAAUGCUCAAAUCGGUACUACAAAGUGGCGAGCCGAAAACUAUUGACGAGAUUUCUGACUCCGAGGAGCCGUCAACGUCGAAGAAUUCCCACUCCGAUUCAACAAUUUCACUCGGUUCUACCCUUUCUGCGGCUUUUUACGUCGAAUAUCGAAAAACUUUGAAAGAAUUCGGCUACACGCUUUCGCCCGAAAUGGAACAAAGUGGAGGCGAACCGGUACCAGCAUUUUCCGUUUCUACCCUUAUUGAAGCGUUCCGCGCUACGGUCAGCCGCGACUACGAAAAGGCGAUCAGUUUAGUGCGAAAUACUGUGAAGAGUGGUCACGCUUUUACGGCAGAUGAUUUGGAGCUCCUCGAUCAUGUGUUUGCCUGUGUGUUGAACACUUCGCACUAUGACGAAACGAUGAUCGAGGUAUGCUGGGAAUGGAUUGAAGCUUUUGAGAGACCGCCACGCACCGUCGACGCUCGGGUUGUAGCUGGCAGCACCCUAAGCAUCUACUUUGCUUAUCAUACGGUUUGU